This is a messenger RNA of Echinops telfairi (small Madagascar hedgehog), 3322 nucleotides long. RefSeq names its product acyl-CoA synthetase short chain family member 1 (gene ACSS1). The transcript has 14 exons. Gene Ontology annotation, cellular component: mitochondrion. Gene Ontology annotation, molecular function: AMP binding; acetyl-CoA synthetase activity. Lineage: Eukaryota; Metazoa; Chordata; Mammalia; Afrosoricida; Tenrecidae. Bases 18 to 2078 code for a protein of 686 amino acids. The record is from RefSeq and is a predicted model, not a curated record.
GGGGCAGAGGGGACCUGAUGGCGGCCGGGAGCCUAGGCCGUGGCCUCGGGCGGUUCCUUGGCAGCCUUCGAGGGCGCCUAGGGCAAGCGGCUGGGUGGCCGAGCGGGGCGAACGUUACCAGCAGGCGGUCCUCGGGGAGCUCGGGCGGCGCCCCCGCCUCGGUCGCUGCGCAGCCCGGUUCGUACUCCGCUCUGAGUGCGCAGGCGGCUCGGGAGCCGGACGCCUUCUGGGGACCGCUAGCGCAGGACACGCUGGUAUGGGACACCCCUUACCACACGGUGUGGGACUGCGACUUCAGCAGUGGCAAGAUUGGCUGGUUCCUGGGAGGCCAGCUAAACGUGUCUGUCAAUUGCUUGGAUAAGCAUGUUCAGAAGUCCCCGGAGAGUAUUGCUUUGAUCUGGGAGCAAGAUGAGCCUGGUACUGAAGUGAAGAUUACCUACAGGGAGCUGUUGGAGACCACAUGCCGCCUGGCCAACACACUGAAGAAGCAUGAAGUACGUCGAGGGGACCGGGUGGCCAUUUACAUGCCUGUGUCCCCAAUAGCCGUGGCAGCGAUGCUGGCCUGUGCCAGGAUUGGGGCUGUCCACACAGUUGUCUUUGCUGGCUUCAGUGCAGAGUCCUUGGCUGGGAGGAUCAAUGAUGCCAAGUGCGAGGUAGUCAUCACUGUCAAUCAGGGGCUCCGGGGUGGCCGUGUGCUGGAGUUGAAGAAGAUUGUGGAUGAAGCUGUGAAGCUCUGUCCCACUGUGAGACGAGUCUUGGUGGCCCACAGGACAGACAAGAAGGUCCCCAUGGGGAAUUUGGAUGUCCCCCUGGAGCAGGAAAUGGCCAAGGAGGACCCUGCGUGCACCCCAGAGAGCAUGGGCAGCGAGGACAUGCUUUUCUUGUUGUACACUUCGGGGAGCACCGGAAUGCCCAAAGGACUUGUACACACUCAGGCAGGCUACCUGCUCUAUGCAGCACUCACUCACAAGCUUGUGUUUGACUAUAAGCCAGGUGAUGUCUUUGGCUGUGUGGCUGACAUUGGCUGGAUCACAGGACAUAGCUACGUGGUAUAUGGACCACUUUGCAAUGGAGCCACCACUGUCCUUUUUGAGAGCACCCCGGUUUACCCGAAUGCUGGUCGGUACUGGGAGAUGGUGGAGCGCCUACAGAUCAACCAGUUCUACUGUGCCCCAACAGCCGUGCGGCUGCUGUUGAAGUAUGGUGACGCCUGGGUGAAAAAGUAUGACCGAUCCUCUUUGCGGACCCUGGGCUCAGUGGGAGAGCCGAUCAACCAUGAGGCCUGGGAGUGGCUGCACAAGGUCGUGGGGGACAACAGAUGCACACUGGUUGACACCUGGUGGCAGACAGAGACAGGCGGCAUCUGCAUCUCUCCACGGCCCUCAGAGGAGGGCGCUGAGAUCAUCCCCAGCAUGGCCAUGAGACCUUUCUUUGGCAUUAUCCCAGUUGUUAUGGACGAGAAGGGGAGCACAAUGGAGGGCAACGAUGUCUCUGGGGUGCUAUGCUUCCCGCAGGCGUGGCCAGGCAUGGCUAGAACCAUCUACGGGAGCCACUCUAGAUUCAUGACUACCUACUUUACAGACUACCCUGGGCACUACUGCACUGGGGAUGGUGUGCACCGCACCAAGGAGGGCUACUACCAGAUCACAGGGCGGAUAGAUGACGUCAUCAACAUCAGCGGACACCGCGUGGGGACUGCAGAGAUUGAGGAUGCAAUAGCCGACCACCCCUCAGUGCCAGAAACUGCUGUCAUCGGCUACCCCCAUGAUAUCAAGGGUGAAGCUGCGUUUGCCUUCAUCGUGUUGAAAACUGGUGCAGAUGACACAGACGUGGUGGCGAGAGAACUCAAGUCGCUAGUGGCCACCAAGAUUGCCAAGUAUGCUGUGCCCGACCAGAUUCUGGUGGUGAAACGCCUGCCCAAAACAAGGUCUGGAAAAGUCAUGAGGCGGCUCCUAAGGAAGAUAGUCACCAACAAAACUCAGGAUCUCGGGGAUAUUACCACCCUGGAGGACCCCAACGUCAUUGAGGAGAUACUGACUACCUACCAGAAGUACAAAGACAGGUCACCCAACUCUUAGUCAGGAGGACAUGCCUCAACCUGAAAGUCUUUGACUACAACUAAGUGACCAAGUCCCUUAUGUUCCCAGAAUGUAGUUCUGAGAUUGUCUCCCCUCUGCCCCCCCAACCCCCGCUAGAUGUCUCAGAAGAUGCCCUUUCUCAGCCUAUAAUCCCCAUUGUUGCGAAUGUGAAGUAAACUCAGAUAAAAUCCCAUUCUUUCUACUCGAAAACUCACAGAUGUAACCCAUAUGAGGCACAGUCAGAUGUGAGCCAGACUUGUUGCGUUGUCCUGAAUUUGGCUUUCAGGAGUAAAAAAUCAUUUUCUUCCCACUUCCUAUUGCAACUACACAGGAAGGUGUGAAACUUGGUAAAAUAUGCCAGCUCAGAGAAUUUAGAACUAGAAGCAAUAAGGUUUUCCCAGAUGUUUCUAGGUACAAAAGUCAGAAAAUUUAUUUUUCUACAUUUAUAUUUUGGGAAAGUAAAGUACAUGCUCUCUGUAACAAUUACAAUUUAUAAAAUCUUCUCCUUUGCCUGGUAGGGAAUUGUUCUGAGAAUUGGAGCACUUUUAAUUACCCUUUUGUAAAUUUGGAAAUCUGACUUAGAAAUAUUUGUACUUCUAAACACAGCUGUCUUGAGAAGGUCAGAUAUGUAGUAUGCUGACCUGGUGUAUUGUUCUCUUGUGACUGGUUUAUUAUAAUGAAAACUCCUAGAAGCUGGAGUAUGAACUACCCUCGUAACAUGUUUUUGGCGCCAAGCUUUGCUCUAGAAAGCUUUUGCUUUUUGCCUCCAGUAUAUACAUGAGCUUUUUAAGGGAGGCCUGCAAGAAGUCAGGCGAUUGUUUACAGCACUUAUUGGUGAAUCUGAGCCCUGGGAAAAUGCUGCCCAUUUCAUUCCGGGGCUGGGUGUUCGUAGCAAUUUGUUCCCUAUCCAGUGACUUGGAGCACCGAACCAAGGAUUUUUUGCUUCUUAAAUCAAUGUGCCUUACAUCUGUUGAACAUUAGCAAGAUGAUAUAAAUCAUUUAGCCACAAUAUGCUUAUUCACUAGGUAAGUGUGCAUGGAGGAGAGUGUGGAGCAGGGUGAGGUUAUAUGGAGAACAUCGAUCAGCAGUCAUUUAUCACACCCCUAUGCAACUAAGGGCACACACAAGACCUGUAUUGUCUUAUCAUGAUGCAGUUGAUGAAAUUGCUAAUAUAAAGCCAUCGAGGAAUGAAGGGCCCCACAGACGGAUUUUUACAGGAGUCCAAUAAAGCUUUGUUUCAUUCA